AUGCGUGCUUCCUUCCUCGCUGUUGCCGUCGCCGCUGUCGCCGUCCAGGCCGCCCCGGCUGUUGAGACGCGUGACGCCGUCGCCGCCAUUCCUGCCGCCUGCACUCCUACCCCGGGUCUCGACACUGCCGCUACCUAUGACAAGUUUUUCGCCUUCCAGAAGACGUACCUGUUCGACAAGAACGUUGCCGAGACGUUCAAGUACUUUGCUGCCGACUUUCAGAGCAAGCAGCGUUUCUCGUCCCUCAACAGAGAUCAGUACUGGGCCAGCAGCGUCGUCCAGGACUGGAACACGACCCCAAGCUACCCCACUGACUCGACCUUCAAGGACGGCACGGCGCACGUCGCCUACGACCUGGGCGAGAAGAGGACCGGUCACGCCGGUGACGACUUUGUCUGGAAGGAUGGCUGCAUUGUUUCGCACCAGCAGACCAGGUCUUGA
Pyricularia pennisetigena is the source of this 441-nucleotide messenger RNA. RefSeq lists its product as uncharacterized. Lineage: Eukaryota; Fungi; Ascomycota; Sordariomycetes; Magnaporthales; Pyriculariaceae. Bases 1 to 441 code for a protein of 146 amino acids. The transcript has 2 exons. The record is from RefSeq and is a predicted model, not a curated record.